AUGAGCGAGUUACAGACGACUAACUCUACGACUAACCCAGUGGAUGCUCUCUGGGGUUUGAUGGCGCUUGAUGAUGGUGAUGCCGUUUGGUACGCGUUUAUUGGAAUCCUCCUACAAGCCAUGUUGAUCUCCAGCAUAAUGGGCAAAGCAUUCGAAUAUUUCGAUUAUUUCAAGAAAAGGGAUAAUAAAUACCUACUUUGGGGUGUUGCUGGUGGUACCGUUUUGGCCCUGGUCACUCUGGGAAUAACCUGUGCAGAGACAUACGUGACGGUGCAUCAACAAACACUCAAUACCGCUCCUGCCAUCCGAUUUUUGAUUCUAGGGGACGUGACCAACCUCUUCCUUGGUACGCUAUUCAACCUUGCCGCUUGUAUAUAUUAUUCCUGGAGGGUAUAUAAGAUGCUCGGCAGUCGUCGUUGGACAAUUCCUAUAUUUGCGGCAUGCCUUCUAGCUCAGCUCGUGGCUGCUUUGGUUGCCACGGGCGAUGGAUAUCGCUUCCCUAUCAUUACACCUGAGACUCUCCAAGAUUUUCAGAAUCACAUGCGAACGAAUAUAAGGGAAUUCCAAAUCUGGGGUGCCCUCACACUGAGUGUCGAUGGUACUCUGUGCAUUCUGAUGAUGAUAAUGCUAUUCAAAUCUCGAGAUGGUAUCUUCCACCGAGAAACUAGAUUAUUCAAUAAGUUGGUUUCUCUGCUUUAUGAGACGAUGUUACCACCGGUGAUCUGUCUUGCGAUUUAUCAAGGUACAACUCAUUUUGCUGGUAACCCAAUUAGUGAUUUUAGGAAGAUCAUCACCUGUAUCUUACCUGUUCUAUACUUCCAUUCCCUCCUUCAUACCUUGGUAGGUAGGAAAAGGAUUAGGGAGAUACUCGAUUCCAACCUUGCAAGAGAAGGAGUCAAGGUUAUUUCCGAUAGGAACAGAGAUCAUUACAAAGCUAGCAACACUGGUAAAUUCGAUUUCGCCGUGAGUGGUCCUCAAGGUUUCCAUUCGGACUAUAAUGGCAUUGGUGGUAGAAUUUUGGGUGGUAGUGGAUUUGGGAAUGAUAUAGCGACAGCCCCUAAUGGCUUAAUUUGGGAUGGAAGGAAGUGA
Messenger RNA from Kwoniella botswanensis, 1089 nucleotides. RefSeq lists its product as uncharacterized. The record is from RefSeq and is a predicted model, not a curated record. NCBI's taxonomy places the organism in Eukaryota, Fungi, Basidiomycota, Tremellomycetes, Tremellales, Cryptococcaceae. Bases 1 to 1089 code for a protein of 362 amino acids. The transcript has 9 exons.